Miniopterus natalensis is the source of this 3650-nucleotide messenger RNA. RefSeq lists its product as uncharacterized. Gene Ontology annotation, biological process: embryo development; regulation of transcription by RNA polymerase II. Gene Ontology annotation, molecular function: RNA polymerase II transcription regulatory region sequence-specific DNA binding; DNA-binding transcription factor activity, RNA polymerase II-specific. The record is from RefSeq and is a predicted model, not a curated record. Gene Ontology annotation, cellular component: nucleus. Lineage: Eukaryota; Metazoa; Chordata; Mammalia; Chiroptera; Miniopteridae.
CGGUCCUUGCGGGCUUGUGAUCUGCAAGUGUGCAUCUCUGUGGGCAUUGUCUCCACCCGGGAGCCCCUGCCAGGCCUGCAAUCCCUGCCUCGGUGGGGAGUUCAGAUCCGGGUUCUCACUGAAGCUGCCCUCAGUGUGGAAAGAGCUCUGCCUGUGCACGUGACUCGACUCUUGGACGAGCACAAGGAAUAUGGCUCCAGGGCUCCUGACAACCAGGGAUGAGGCAUUAAUAACCUUCAGAGAUGUAGCUGUGGCCUUCACCGAGAAGGAGUGGAAACUACUGAGUCCUGCUCAGAGGACCCUGUAUCAGGAUGUAAUGCUGGAGACCUACAGCCACUUGGUGUCGCUGGGAAUUGCCUUUUCCAAACCCAAACUCAUCACACAACUGGAGCAAGGGGAUGAGCCCUGGAGAGAGGAGCGCGAAUGUCUUCUGGGCCCCUGUCCAGCAGAACCAAGGACAGAAUUCCAGCCCAGUCUCUCCUGCCUGGUGGCCUUUUCCAGUCUGCAGUUCCUCAGACAAUAUGUGCCGUGUGGUCACCCCCCUGAGAUUUCCCCAAGCUCUUCUGUAGGAAGUCACUUCCCACUGGAAGCUCCAAGCUGCUCGAGUGGAAAAGCAGAAGACGGAGAGAGAGAAGGCUCUGGCACUGUGUUCAGGAGGCUGCAGCCAAGUGGGACUUCAAGCAUAAUCUUUGGCCCAUUUCAGGGUCAGCCGGUAGACAGGGUAGAAGACAACAGAGGUGAAGGAACAGACCAGAAGGUGAAUCCUGAGGGGGCAGACACAAUGUUGACAGGGGCAGACUGCUCAGAAUCUGGAGCAGUCAUGUGUGAAAAAUACAAAGGACAACGCAGCACAAACUCGAGCCUCUUCAGCCUCCAGAAGCCUCAUGUGUGUCCUGAAUGUGGCAGAGGUUUCUGCCAGAGGUCAGACCUCCGCAAACACCAGAGGAUGCACACAGGAGAGAAGCCUUAUAGUUGUGGGGAGUGUGGGCGAGGCUUUGGCCGGAAGUCCUCCCUCACUAUACACCAGAGGAAACACUCAGGGGAGAAGCCCUACGUGUGCAGGGAAUGUGGGCGACACUUCAGGUAUAGGUCCUCGCUCACUAACCACAAGAGGAUACACUCUGGAGAGAGACCCUUUGUAUGUCAGGAGUGUGGGAGAGGCUUUCGCCAGAAGAUUGCCCUCGUCCUGCACCAGAGGACACACUUGGAGGAGAAGCCCUUCGUGUGUCCUGAGUGUGGGAGAGGCUUUUGCCAGAAGGCAUCGCUCCUCCAACACCAGAGCUCACAUUCUGGUGAGAGGCCCUUCUUGUGCCUGGAGUGUGGGCGUGGCUUCAGGCAGCAAUCCCUGCUGCUUGUUCACCAGGUCACGCACUCAGGGGAGAAGCCCUAUGUCUGUGCUGACUGUGGGCAUGGCUUUCGCCAGAAUGCCACCCUCAUCAGACACCAGAGGACACACACAGGGGAAAAGCCUUACCUGUGCUCUGAGUGCGGGCGUAGCUUUCGUCAGAAGGUCUCCCUCGUGGGACACCAGAGGACUCACACGGGGGAGAAGCCCUAUGUGUGCCCUGAGUGUGGGCGGGGCUUUGGUCACAAGGUCACCCUCAUCAGACACCAGACGACACACACAGGGGAGAAGCCUUACAUGUGCUCUGAGUGUGGCCGCACCUUUGGCUUCAAGUCACAUCUUACCAGACACCAGAGGACACACUUAGGGGAGGAGUCUGAUGUGUAUGGAGCCUGUGAGCAGGGACUGAGCCAGAAACCUGACCUCACCUCUGACCAGAAGACACACUCAGGAGAGAAGCCAUGUGUGUGUGGGGAGUGUGGGCGUGGCUUUGGCUUCAAGUCAGCCCUCAUCAGACACCAGCGGACCCACUCGGGAGAGAAGCCAUACGUGUGCAGGCAGUGUGGUCGUGGCUUUAGCCAGAAGUCUCACCUCCACAGACAUAGGAGGACCAUGUCUGGCCAUCACUCCCUGCCACAAGAGCUUUUCUCCUGACCUUCCCUUUCCUUUCUCCAUCAGCAUGAAGAUGGCAGAAGUCACUAGGAAAUGUUCCACUUUUCUCAAAUGCAGUGGAGAAAAGAGUACUGCAUUCUUUCAGUGAUAAGAGAGUUGGUUUAUGGUUUCCCUCCUACACUAGGAGUGUGUUUUAUUUUUCCAGGGCGGCCAUAAUAAAAUACCACAGACUUGGUGCCUUGAAGAACAGAAACUUAUUUUCUCAAAGUUUUUGAGGCCAAGAGUCCAAGAUCAACACACAAGCAGUCUAGUUUCUACUGAAGCCUCUGUCCUUGGCUUGCAGAUGUGACUCCAUUCUUGCUGUGUUCAUGUGGCCUUUAUUCUAUGUGUAUGCUUUCCUAGUGUCUCCCUCUUGUAAGGACACCAGACAUACUGGGUUAGGGACCUCUAUACCAUUUACCCUUUAAAAACCCUGUCAUCAAAUAUGUCACAUGGUAGAUUAUCCCUUCAACAUAUGAAUUUUGUGGAACAACUCAGCCCAUAACACUCAGCCCUCUAGUCUACCCCUCAAAUGAAUGUCCUUUCUCACAUACAGAAUACACUCACCCAUCUUAAGAGCCUCAAAACUCAACGCACUCCAGCAUCAACUGUAUGUCCAGAAUCUCACCUAAAACACAUGGGUGAGACUAGAGAUGUGUUUCACCCUUAGGCAGAAUUCUUUAGCUGUGAACCUGUAAACCAGACAAAUUAUGUUUCAAAAAUACAAUAGUGGGACAGGCCUAGAAUUCCCAAUCCCAUUCGAAAAGUAGAGAGAAAACGGGAUUGAUGGUCCCAAGCAAAUCUAAAACCUAGCAAGGCAGAUUCUGUUAUGUUUAAGGCUCAAGGACAAUCUUUGGUUGGAUCCUCGGCUCUCUGGUCCCACUUGGGUGGCAUUGGUGGUGCCAGGCACUGUGAAACCAUGCAAGAGACACACUGGCUCCUCAGACUUUUACUCUCUGGGCCCACUGUGGGAGUAGCAGACCUGCUCAUCUCUGUUUUACCUUUGGGGUCAUUCUCUGCUCUUACUCAUGGGCCACACAUGUUCUCCGUUGAGUAGAUCUAUUCUCAACCUUCCCUAGUCUGCAGAAUGCCUUCAGUUUGUCCCAUGUGUAUCACCAUUAGUCCAACCUGCCAGAGUUUCUGCUGAGAUAGCUGAAUGGUUCCAAACUAAUCUUUUUUUAUCAAAGGACUGUCUAGCCACAUCGUGAUGUUCUUUCAUGUUUUCUCAUUUUUUUAUAAUAUGGAUAGGCUGAGAAUUUUCCAGUCUUGAAGUUCUGUUCCUUUUUGUUUAACAGGUCCUUCAGUUUAUCCCUCUUCUCUCACAUUUUACUAUAAGGAGCAAGAAGACACCAGGCUGCACCUUCAACACCUUGUUCAGUAAUCUCUGCUAAAUAUUAGUCAUUUAUGCCCUCUAGAUUCCCAAAAUUUAUGUGACCAGUUAUGAACUCCUGCCAUAAAAAUGUCUUCUCACCUUUCCUUUCCAUUACCCAUGAAUGUGAACAUGGCAGAAAUCACUAGGAAAUGUUCUGCUCUGCUGAAAUGGAAUGGAGGAAAAACAAUGUUCAUGAGAUAGUCUGUUUAUGGUUUAUUUUCUAAGCAGCAGUCCUCUAUAUUUUAUUUCCUUUUAUUUUAAUAAACUGCUUCUAUAUAUGCA